Messenger RNA from Alternaria atra, 318 nucleotides. RefSeq lists its product as uncharacterized. Lineage: Eukaryota; Fungi; Ascomycota; Dothideomycetes; Pleosporales; Pleosporaceae. The transcript has a single exon. The record is from RefSeq and is a predicted model, not a curated record. Bases 1 to 318 code for a protein of 105 amino acids.
AUGUCCAACUCAACCUUCCAGUCAUUUUCCACACACUCGUCCAGCACAACCAUCAACGGCCAAACAACCUCAAAAUCUGAGCAAAUCUUCACAGACCCCAGUGGUACUCGCGUUCAGCGCACACACCAAACAUCCGGCGAAGAGCCGCGUGUCGAGCGAUUUGAGACGGAUGCUACUGGUAGACAGUUGGAGGACCCUGGACAUGCAGAUGCGAAGCGGAUACAGGAUGUGACUGAGGAGGAAGACGCGAAGGCGAAAGAUAGGCAGUAUGCCGAAAGGAUGGAGGACGAAUAUGCUAAAAGAGAGGGCGGUGCUUGA